Messenger RNA from Oppiella nova, 1671 nucleotides. Lineage: Eukaryota; Metazoa; Arthropoda; Arachnida; Sarcoptiformes; Oppiidae. The record is from the annotation of a GenBank genome assembly.
AUGCAAACCCAAACCAAUUCCUACAACACAUCAGCACAUAGUUUGGAGGCGUCUGUGAAGUCGUCGGAGACUGUAGUGGAUGUGGACGUCAACCAAACGCCAGUUAUGAUCGACUUGAAUAAUCAGUCCCGAGUGAUCAGCAAGAGCACCCGGUGCUCAGCGAUGGUCGAGAGGGACAAGUAUUUGCUGACAUGCGAGCCGCAGAUCAAGACUUUAUUGGAUUGUGUUUAUCGCGGAUAUAAGAUAUCGAGGGACAACCACUGCCUGGGCCUUAUUAGUCCGUACACCAGUGCUUACGAAUGGUCUACUUAUAGUUUGGUGUCCAUUGGCUGCGAACCCAACAAUAAGACGAUCAUUGCUUUCUUCAGCAGAAAUAAUUUCAAACUAAUGAUCGCUGAGUACGCGUGCUAUCACUACUCGAUGGCAGUGGUGCCCAUAUUUGACACCACGGAAUCCAAUACAUGGAAAUACAUUUUUCAGCAAAUUGAGCCCAAAUGCGUGAUCGUGGACUCCAACGAAAGGGCCAAACAGGUGAUGAACUUCACGGCCGUCAGGUAUAAAGUCGAGAGUCUGAUCCUCACCAGCGAUCACUUGUAUCCCGAAACCAAACUAUUGGCUGAGAAAAAAGCGCUCUUAACUCACGGCAAUCUCGUGGCCGCCGUUUCUGGACUUCUCUUACAUUUGGCCUGUAUGUUCUACAGUGGCGGCCGUAUUGGCAUCUAUUCCGGUGAUUUCAAAGACCUGUCCCGUGAUCUCCCGGUCAUCUCAAAAGUGAGGGGCAAUUGGGUUCGGAGUCGAGUGCUAGACAUCGCUCUGAAGUCAAAACAACCGGAUUUUUUGAAAGCGGUCGGCUCGUCCAACAGCAGUAUAUGGGAUAAAGUGGUGUUCAAAACGGUGAAGCAAACUCUGGGCGGAAACCUAAAGCUACUAAUAUCCGGCUCAUCGCAAAUCUCGUCGACUGUUUUGAAUUUCAUACGCAAUUCGUUUGGAUGUCGGGUCUUGGAGUGCUAUGGUUUGACGGAGUGCUCGGCGUUUGUAACUCUAACCCAUUGCGCCGAUCAAUCAUCCGGUAAGACAUGGCAUACCAUUCCCCUCCUACCCAUACCCAUCUGCGUUAAGGGAACCAACGUUUUCUCGGGUUUUUAUAAGGGAUCCGAUGAACGCGUGUUUGACGAGGAGGGCUGGUAUCACACCGGCGAUGUCGGCCAAUGGCUUAAGAACGGAACACUUAAGAUAAUGGACCGAAAGGAGCAUAUCUUUCAGUUGAGUAACUCAUUGGAACUGGAGUUCAUCUGUCCGGACAAGGUCGAGAACAUAUACAUCCAGUCGCAAUAUGUGGGACAGGUGUUUGUGGACGCCAACUAUUUCCAAACGGGACUAAUAGCUAUCGUCAUACCGGACGUGGACGGCAUAAACCUGUGGUGCGCCGAGAAUAACAUGCUAUUAUCGGCCGCCGAAGCCUGCAAGAACGUGGUGACGGACAUCGCCCUCCACAGCGACCCCUUCACACAGGAGAGCGGUUUCCUGACGCCGACCAUGAAGUUGAAGAGACAUGAAUGUCGGCAACACUUCCGACAACUCAUCGAAGAGACCUCGAAGAAGGAGAAUACGGAUAAUAUUCAGCGGAUUAUCUGAAAAUAAAACUGAAAAUUGAUUUGAUUUUUGCGGCGA